AUGUUCCGUAAACGCCGGUCCUCGAAGGAGAUGGCGCCGGAGGUGUUACUACUGCUACGCCACCCAUCUCGCUACCCUGGAGACCUUCUUCAAGGCGUCGUCAUUCUUGAUAUACCUUUUCCUAGCGAUAUCCUCGCACUUGAGGUGCGGAUCUGCGGAGAUGAAAACUCAAUUCUGGGUGGGCUGAUUAUGCCCGACAAAAACCCCGAGGCACGUAAUACGAUUUACUACGAUCAGUUCAUCACGUUGAGAGGAAUUGAUCAUGACCUUUUGGAGAUGAAGCGCUCGCUGCGGGACUCCCGCCGCACCCCCGUAUCGCGUGGAGCCGUUGCUCGGGAGUCGAUCUGGCUCCCUGAUGAGGCGCAGGGACUCAGAACUGGGCUCAACGGUACGCUGUGUCUACCGUCAUCCUCAACCGGCGACGAGGUGCCGGAGUUCGCAGCGUCCAUGGUCCAUGACGCUUCGGGGGCGACGGUUCAUCUCAUCCCUGGCAUCUACUCGUAUCCUUUCUCGCUAGUCCUUCCAGACAACCUGCCCGCAUCACGUGAGCUAUCUCGCGGGAGCGAUGGUCGCUGCGUGUUGCAGUACCGUGCCAUCGCCUCUCUCAUCAUGACAAGCGGCAAGAUCCACACCUCCGUGACGGGAUUCCGCGUGAACCCGCUGCCGGUGCAGGUGCAGCGCUGGUAUCAGCUUCACGGAGCUGAGCAGCAACUCUGCGGAGAUGCAGUGGACGGCAGCAUGGCAAACGGUAAUGAGGCCGGCUCACGCCCUAGUGUCAUGUCACGCCUCAUGUCCUCCGCUGGGACCGUACGGGCGAGCAAGGCGAAGGAGGAUCGUGAAAACGUGCAUCAGCGCCGCCUGCACCACUACCUCCAGUUUUCAGAGGACCAGCUCGCGCUCGAAAGUGCUGUCUAUGCAGAGGCAGCCGGCAGGCGUGCGAAGGAAAAGAAACGCCGGAUGUGCGAGAGGAAUGCCAGGGAAAAUGGCUCACUGCUGAUGGCGGCUGAGACUAAGACUGUGGCGAAGAAGGGCACGUCAAGGAAGCUGCGAAGUCAACAGGAGCUCGAGGAGGUGGAGAAACGGUCCUUGGAUAGCGCGGAUGAUGCUGUUAGCGCGGCAAACGUGUUGGAUUACGACGCCAAUGACGAGGUAUACGCCUUUGGGCCGGAUGUGUGCUCUCCUACCGUGGCAGAGAGUAUCAAUGGGGAAGAGGAGGAUGGCAAUGUCAGUGUCCACCACAGCAAGGAGGAGACGAGUGUGGCGCGUUCCUCAGAGCUCGAGGUUAGGGGCGAGAGGCGCAAAUGGCGCCAUCACGGUGGCGAAAACGAUGCGAUUAACUCGCCGACCCACACAGCCAUGGUGAAGGGCAAUGUGGUGACACUCACCUGCACGCCGUCCGAGAAAGACUUCCCGACGCACUUGGAGGUGCGGCACGCCAACCGAACGGAGGUCGUCUCGCGCGAGGCGGCGGGCGGGAGCAACGUGGAGGAGAGGGAGGGGAGGCGGUCCCGCAACACGAAGCUACACCGCCGCCGACGCCGCUUCCAGCCACCACCUUGGAACCAAGAAUUUUUCAUCAACCUUCGAAGUGGGUUUCUGCGCACAGGCAAGGUGAGGGUUGUCCUCUCACUCCGCAGCCCGUUAGUGACGGUCGGUGUCGGCAAGGUUGGUGCGAGUGUCCUCAUCGACAAUUCAGAUGGCACUGGGGUCAUCUCACGUGUCAAAUACUCCCUUGUCACGCGAUGCUACAUCCGCUCCAAGGCAGAGGUCUACAACUUCCAGGUCAACACUGUGGAAACAAACUGCGACGUAGCUGUGGAGAAGGGCAGUGUGUUGCAGCUGCCGGAGGUGGAGCUGCCUGUGUCGAAGUCGACACCCCUCACCAUACUGACCGAGGGUAUGGGCACCCUCACCUUCCUGAGUGUACGACUCUACGUCAACACCACUCUGAAGACGUUCUCGAGGUCUGUGGCGACGGAAGUGGUGCUCGUGUCGGGGCAAGACAUCCUCAACUGCAGCCGCCGCCUGCUUCGCUGGUCGUGCUUCUUCCGCCGCCGCCGUGGCGAGGACGCCCGCGAUAUCACCGUGCACCCGCCGACGAUUAAUCUCUCCGAGAAGAAUUCAAAGCUGCACAUUAUGUACACGGGCAACAGGGGUGCUACCGAGGAUCCGGACGGUUUCUUGUUGCAGAGCAACGAUACUGACAUGUCCCUCAUGGCACCAGCUGCGGUAAGUCGCUCUAUGCGCAUCCUGCGCAGGAGCCAGCGUAUUUCCCACGCGACACCGCCAAUCGAUACCCGAGUGCUGACCAGAGCACUCAACUACGAGGAGGCCGUCUUUGUGCCGCACGAUGACGAUGAUGUGAUGGGCUUCCCAAAGCACAUGGAUCCUAUGGCGGGGCUCAACCCAUUUGCUGCCCCGGCCGGUGAUGGCAAGAGCACCCUGACAGCAGGUGAUAGCGACAAGACGCUGUGUGGCGAGGUGUGGCCUGCUAGUUAG
Leishmania braziliensis MHOM/BR/75/M2904 is the source of this 2499-nucleotide messenger RNA. RefSeq lists its product as hypothetical. The transcript has a single exon. The coding region runs from base 1 to 2499 and encodes 832 amino acids. The record is from RefSeq and is a predicted model, not a curated record. Lineage: Eukaryota; Euglenozoa; Kinetoplastea; Trypanosomatida; Trypanosomatidae.